AGAAAAAAAACACUAACGAAAUUUCGAAAGAAAAAAAAAAAAGAAAAAGCCUUUUUGAUGGGAUUAUUUGAUCUUGAGAAGCAUUUUGCUUUCUAUGGAGCUUAUCAUAGUAACCCAAUAAAUGUUCUAAUUCAUAUGGUUUUUGUAUGGCCAAUUGCUUUCUCUCUUUCGGUUCUUCUCUAUUUCACACCAUCAAUCUUCAAUUUUCUUCCUCAGAUACACUUUUCUUUACUUGGGAAUGAUUUUCACUUGAUUUUCAAUCUUGGGUUUUGUUUAACUUUGAUUUAUUGCUUAUUUUACAUCUCUUUUGAUAUCAAAGCUGGUUCUCUAGCUGCUCUUAUGAUUCUUGGUUGCUGGAUUGGUGGGAGUGCUGUUGCUGCCAAACUUGGUUAUUCUCUAACUUGGAAGGUAGUGUUGGCAUCUCAAAUAUUCUGUUGGGUAGCACAGUUCAUAGGCCAUGGAGUUUUCGAGAAACGAGCUCCUGCUUUGCUGGACAACCUUUCACAAGCCUUUUUAAUGGGGCCAUUCUUUAUCACUGGUAAUAAAUAAAGUUCGGAUGAGUCGCGGAGCGAAAAGAGCAGAAAAGUAGUGAAAAGCCGGGAG
Molecule: messenger RNA, 603 nt
Organism: Papaver somniferum (opium poppy)
Lineage: Eukaryota; Viridiplantae; Streptophyta; Magnoliopsida; Ranunculales; Papaveraceae
Exons: 4
Coding region: 58-549 (163 amino acids)
Biological process (GO): sphingoid catabolic process
Cellular component (GO): endoplasmic reticulum
Source: RefSeq, a predicted model, not a curated record